GCCAUGGCGGAGCAGGAGAGCCUGGAGUUCGGCAAGGCGGACUUCGUGCUGAUGGACAGUGUCACCAUGCCGGAGUUCAUGGCCAACCUCAAGCUCAGAUUUGAAAAAGGACGCAUCUACACGUUCAUUGGAGAAGUCGUCGUCUCUGUGAAUCCUUACAAGUUGUUGAACAUCUACGGGAGGGACACCAUUGAGCAGUAUAAAGGACGUGAGCUGUAUGAGAGGCCACCGCAUCUCUUUGCCAUUGCCGAUGCUGCUUACAAAGCUAUGAAAAGGCGAUCAAAAGACACAUGUAUUGUGAUAUCAGGGGAAAGUGGAGCUGGUAAAACUGAAGCCAGUAAGUACAUCAUGCAAUAUAUUGCCGCCAUCACCAACCCGGGUCAGAGAGCAGAGGUGGAAAGAGUGAAGAAUAUGCUACUUAAAUCCAACUGUGUGUUGGAAGCCUUUGGAAAUGCCAAAACCAACCGUAAUGAUAACUCAAGCAGAUUUGGAAAAUACAUGGACAUCAACUUUGAUUUCAAGGGGGACCCAAUUGGUGGACAUAUCAAUAACUACUUACUAGAAAAGUCUCGAGUGAUUGUGCAACAGGCAGGAGAGAGAAGUUUUCAUUCUUUCUAUCAGCUACUUCAAGGAGGUUCAGAGCAGCUUCUGCGUUCUCUCCAUCUCCAGAAAUCCCUUUCAUCCUACAACUAUAUCCAUGUAGGAGCACAAUUAAAGUCUUCUAUCAACGAUGCUGCAGAAUUCAAAGUGGUAGCUGAUGCCAUGAAAGUAAUUGGCUUCAAACCCGAGGAGAUUCAAACAGUGUAUAAAAUUUUGGCUGCUAUUCUUCACUUGGGCAAUUUAAAAUUUGUAGUAGAUGGUGACACACCCCUUAUUGAAAACAGCAAGGUUGUAUCUGUCAUAGCUGAAUUGCUCUCUACGAAGACUGACAUCGUUGAGAAAACCCUUCUUUACCGGACCGUGGCUACCGGCCGCGAUAUCAUUGACAAGCAGCACACGGAACAAGAAGCCAGCUAUGGAAGGGACGCCUUUGCUAAGGCAAUAUAUGAGCGCCUUUUCUGUUGGAUUGUUACUCGCAUCAAUGAUAUUAUUGAGGUCAAGAACUAUGACACUACAAUCCACGGAAAAAACACUGUUAUUGGCGUCUUGGAUAUCUAUGGCUUUGAAAUCUUUGACAACAAUGGCUUUGAACAAUUCUGCAUCAAUUACUGCAAUGAGAAACUGCAGCAACUAUUUAUUCAGCUGGUUCUGAAGCAAGAACAAGAAGAGUACCAGCGGGAAGGGAUCCCGUGGAAGCAUAUUGAUUACUUCAACAAUCAGAUCAUUGUGGACCUUGUGGAGCAACAGCACAAAGGCAUCAUUGCGGUCCUGGAUGACGCAUGCAUGAACGUUGGCAAAGUCACUGAUGAGAUGUUCCUUGAAGCCCUUAACAGUAAAUUGGGCAAGCAUGGCCAUUUCUCUAGUCGAAAGCUCUGUGCCUCAGACAAAAUGCUGGAAUUUGAUCGAGAUUUUCGCAUUCGACAUUAUGCAGGGGACGUAGUAUAUUCUGUCAUUGGUUUUAUUGACAAAAAUAAAGAUACUCUAUUUCAAGAUUUUAAGCGCCUCAUGUAUAACAGUUCAAAUCCUGUGCUGAAGAAUAUGUGGCCAGAAGGGAAACUGAGCAUUACAGAGGUGACCAAGCGACCCUUGACUGCCGCCACCUUGUUUAAGAACUCCAUGAUUGCUUUAGUGGACAAUCUUGCAUCAAAGGAGCCGUAUUACGUGCGUUGUAUCAAACCCAAUGACAAGAAAUCCCCACAAAUAUUUGAUGACGAACGCUGCCGGCAUCAAGUGGAAUAUCUUGGCCUACUGGAAAAUGUGAGGGUGCGUCGGGCCGGGUUUGCCUUCCGUCAGACGUAUGAGAAGUUUCUUCACAGGUACAAGAUGAUCUCUGAAUUCACCUGGCCCAACCAUGACCUUCCUUCAGACAAAGAGGCUGUCAAGAAGCUGAUUGAGCAUUGUAGGUUCCAGGAUGACGUAGCUUAUGGGAAGAGCAAAAUUUUCAUCCGAACUCCCCGAACAUUGUUUACCUUGGAAGAACUCCGUGCGCAGAUGCUCGUUAGGAUUGUCCUCUUCCUACAAAAGGUGUGGCGGGGCACCCUGGCCCGGAUGCGGUACAAGCGGACCAAGGCAGCCCUGACAAUAAUCAGGUACUACCGGCGCUACAAGGUCAAGUCCUACAUCCGGGAGGUGGCCAGGCGCUUCCAGGGGGUCAAGACCAUGAGAGACUAUGGGAAGCAUGUCAAGUGGCCAACGCCUCCCAAAGUCCUCUGCCGGUUCGAGGAGGCCCUGCAGGCGAUCUUUAAUAGGUGGAGAGCAGCUCAGCUCAUCAAGAGCAUACCUGCUACAGACCUGCCACAGGUCAGGGCCAAGGUUGCUGCCAUGGAAAUGCUGAAGGGUCAGAGGGCUGACCUUGGGCUCCAGAGAGCCUGGGAGGGCAACUAUCUUGCUUCGAAGCCAGAUACACCACAGACCUCAGGCACUUUUGUUCCUGUUGCUAAUGAACUGAAACGCAAGGACAAAUACAUGAACAUCCUCUUUUCCUGUCAUGUCCGUAAGGUGAACCGAUUUAGUAAGGUGGAAGACCGAGCUAUUUUUGUCACCGACCGUCAUCUGUAUAAGAUGGACCCCACUAAACAGUACAAGGUGAUGAAGACUAUCCCUCUCUACAACUUGACUGGCCUGAGUGUCUCCAAUGGAAAAGACCAACUUGUAGUGUUCCAUACAAAAGACAACAAAGACCUCAUCGUCUGCCUCUUCAGCAAACAGCCAACCCAUGAGAGUCGGAUUGGAGAACUUGUUGGAGUCCUGGUGAAUCAUUUCAAGAGUGAGAAACGCCACCUUCAAGUCAACGUCACCAACCCGGUGCAGUGCAGCCUACACGGCAAGAAGUGCACGGUCUCCGUGGAGACGCGGCUCAACCAGCCCCAGCCCGACUUCACCAAGAACCGCUCAGGCUUCAUCCUCAGCGUUCCGGGAAACUGA
Molecule: messenger RNA, 3024 nt
Organism: Elephantulus edwardii (Cape elephant shrew)
Lineage: Eukaryota; Metazoa; Chordata; Mammalia; Macroscelidea; Macroscelididae
Gene: MYO1D
Product: myosin ID
Exons: 22
Coding region: 4-3024 (1006 amino acids)
Biological process (GO): vesicle transport along actin filament; actin filament organization
Cellular component (GO): actin cytoskeleton; cytoplasm; vesicle
Molecular function (GO): ATP binding; microfilament motor activity; actin filament binding
Source: RefSeq, a predicted model, not a curated record